GGAAGGGGCCCAACUGCAUCGUCUGCAGGCAUCGGUAUUCUCUGAGGGUGGUUCCAGAAAGAAGAAUAAGUAGCGCUGGGUGGUACCGCAGGUAUUUCAGUUGAGCCUCUUCUCAUCUUGCCUGCCUGCCACCUUCUACACACUUACUUGGACUGCAUCGUCAGUCUGCAACGGUAACAUCAUGGGCUCAGCUGCUGACUUCCCCAAGAUUGACUUUACGUCCAAUUUUCAAAACAUCAUCAACAACGCUCUCUCGUCCACCCCCGAGACCCGUCAGGCUGUCGACCCAAGCACAGAGGAGCUUCUCUAUCAUGUUCCCCUGUCCAAGCAGGCUGAUGUCGACAAGGCCGUCUCCGUUGCCAAAGCUGCCUUUCCCGCGUGGAAGGCGCUGUCCUAUGACGAGCGGGCGGGGUAUCUCGGUCGGUAUGCUGACGCGAUUGAGGCUAACGUUUCCGGACUCCAAGAGCUUCUGAUGAAGGAGGCUGGCAAGCCUGUUAGCAAUGCCGCAGGGGAACUGCAGUUUGCCAUUGCCCAUGUGAGGGAGACGGCCAAGCUGAGGAUCGAGGAUGACUUGAUUGAGGAUACUGAGGAGAGAAGAGCGACCGUCCGGUACCUUCCCAUGGGAGUUGGCGUUGGCAUCAUCCCCUGGAACUACCCCGUCCUUUUGGGCCUGGGCAAGCUUGGUCCCGCCGUCCUCGCCGGCAACACCUUUAUCUGGAAGCCAUCGCCUUUCUCUCCCUACACGGCGCUCAAGCUGGGCGAGAUUGCUGCGCAGAUAUUCCCACCGGGUAUUGUGCAAGUUCUGAGCGGUGAUGAGAGCUUGGGACCACUCUUUACUGCUCACCCCGAUGUAGCCAAAAUCAGCUUCACGGGUUCGUCUGCGACGGGCAAGAAGGUCAUGCAGGCUUGUGCCAGCACGCUCAAGAGGCUGACGUUGGAGCUGGGUGGGAAUGACGCGUCGAUUAUUUAUGAUGAUGUAGAUGUGGCCCAGGUGGUUCAGAAGAUCGGACCCAUGGCAUUCAUGCACUCUGGUCAGAUCUGCAUGGACAUCAAGCGCCUUUACGUGCACGAGAAGAUCUACGACGAGUUCCUCGCUGCCUUUGUCCAGGUGGUCAAGUCGUUCAAGGUCGGAGGAGGAGGCGAUCCCGAGGCGUUCCUGGGCCCGGUCCAAAAUCGGAUGCAGUUUGAAAAGGUCAAGGACCUGUACUCGGAGAUUGGCAAGCAGAAGUGGCAAGUCGCCACCGGUGGUGAGCCUGUCGCCUGCGAUGGCAAGAAGGGCUUCUUCCUGCCGCCUACCAUCAUCGACAACCCGCCGGAUGACAGCCGCAUCGUGGUGGAGGAGCCUUUUGGGCCCAUUAUGCCUGUUCUCAAAUGGAGCGAUGAGGAUGAGGUGGUUAGACGGGCGAACAACACCAACAUGGGAUUGGGGGCUUCGGUUUGGAGCAAUGAUAUUGAAAAGGCCGAGAGGCUGGCUAGGAGGCUGGAAGCGGGGAGCACUUGGGUGAAUAGUCAUUUUGAGCUGUCGCCUUAUGUUCCCUUUGGUGGGCACAAGUGGAGCGGUGUUGGAAUGGAUUGGGGCAUUGUUGGGUUGAAGGGGUGGUGCAACACUCAGGCGAGCUGGGUGAGGAAGAAGUUUUGAGGGGGAGGGGGGGUGAUGUAUUCUGUCGAAGGCAACACUUAAGUUCGGUGCAUGUUUUUCUACAUCAUUAUGUUGACGGAUGAAAUGAACUGCGGAGUUGAAGAGAAGUACGUAAUCGGCGAUUGUAAUAUUCAAGGCAUGGCACCGACCCGGGGCGUCAAACCCAACGUUGUGC
Molecule: messenger RNA, 1814 nt
Organism: Podospora pseudocomata
Lineage: Eukaryota; Fungi; Ascomycota; Sordariomycetes; Sordariales; Podosporaceae
Exons: 4
Coding region: 182-1639 (485 amino acids)
Molecular function (GO): aldehyde dehydrogenase (NAD+) activity
Source: RefSeq, a predicted model, not a curated record